Xylona heveae TC161 is the source of this 1053-nucleotide messenger RNA. RefSeq lists its product as hypothetical. Lineage: Eukaryota; Fungi; Ascomycota; Xylonomycetes; Xylonales; Xylonaceae. The transcript has 2 exons. The record is from RefSeq and is a predicted model, not a curated record. Gene Ontology annotation, molecular function: protein dimerization activity. The coding region runs from base 1 to 1053 and encodes 350 amino acids.
AUGGCUCUGCAAACUUCGUCCUUCUCAGCCGAUUUGUUGGACCGACAAAGGCUUCCACCUCUUCAUGAAAUAUUUCGUGGCGAUCUUCUGCAACGUACACCGAUGAUUCCAAAUGACGCACCACAGCCUAGGAUGCAACGAUCUGUGGAUGCUCUAAGGUCCGGAGACGGGACCAACACCAUGGUUACGUCCGAGGAGGCUGCAACGAGAAGGGCAGACCCCACCACGGGCAAUUUCACGCAGACCUUGGCACACCGCAAGACUUUAGGCGACCUCAAAUCCGCAGCGAAUCUCAGCCGGCAUAUGCCUUACGAGACCAUGAAAUCUGCUAUCCCCUCAGAUUUUGCCCCUUUGGGAGUGAAGUCUCCUGGCGCCCUAGUAGAACCAGCGUCCACUUCAGUAUACGAAAAGCAACCUCAAUCAGCUCAUGAGCUUGAAACUCCACAAGGAGGAUUUCAGAAAGGCUUUCUCUUCGGACCGGUCACCUACCGGUCAUCAAACAGCGCAGCACUUCAAGAGCAAGCCUCAGCACGUCCAAGUUAUAUUGAUUACCGAAGAGGAUCAGCUCCGGCUAACUCUCAAGCCUUUUCAAAUUUUGAAUGGCCGCGCCAGCAUCGGCGUUCUCUUUCGCCGAAGCUGGGUGAGAAGCACCGGAGCACGAGCCGUGUCUCCAAGCCAGCUAUAAACAUCAAGAAUGCUCACAACCAAGCGGAGAUGGCGCGGAGACAGAGCCAUCGAAUUUCCAUCAACAAUUUCCGGAAACUUGUCCCUCGAUGUGCGGCCGAUAGUUCAAAGGAUACGACUUUGAAAGAGUCCGUCGCCUAUAUUCAAUCUUUCCAGGAGCUGCUACCAGCCAUUGCUAGACUGGUUGCCGAUAUUGAUGGACCUGAUGCUGCUGCUGUUCGCCAUUUUCUUGAGACGCAGCAUGGUCAUGACAAUGUCUUGACGCCUCCGUCCAGUGGCCGGUCCACUCCGCGGUACGACCAGCGUUCAAUGCCCGCAAAUCCUCUCAAUCAAGAGUUCCUUCACUUGGAAUCGUUCCACAAAGGCUGA